AUGCUCGAUCUCGGACAAACAAAUGAACCUGUUUAUUAUGGUAGUGAUCAAGUACAACGGACAAAUGAAACUCAAUUACGAGAUGUUGAAGAACGACAUGGUGAGCUACAUCAAAUAGAAACUGAUAUUGUUCACUUACAUGAAAUUCAUCGUGAUUUUGACGAACUUGUUAAUGAUCAUGGUAGUGUGAUAGAUAAUAUUGAGUCGAGUGUUUCUCAAACGGAAACUCAUGUCACUGCCGGUGCUAAAAAGUUGGGUCAGACUGUUGAAUUACAGUCAGCAGUUCGUCGAAAAAAAAUUCUAUGUGGUUUAAUUGUAUUUAUUAUCAUCGCCAUUGCCAUCAUUAUUGCAGUCGUGUUUGCCACCAAAAAAAAAUCUUAA
This is a messenger RNA of Rotaria socialis, 381 nucleotides long. The record is from the annotation of a GenBank genome assembly. Lineage: Eukaryota; Metazoa; Rotifera; Eurotatoria; Philodinida; Philodinidae.